Molecule: messenger RNA, 549 nt
Organism: Wallemia ichthyophaga EXF-994
Lineage: Eukaryota; Fungi; Basidiomycota; Wallemiomycetes; Wallemiales; Wallemiaceae
Exons: 1
Coding region: 1-549 (182 amino acids)
Source: RefSeq, a predicted model, not a curated record
AUGACUUCAAUUCAGAAAGCAAUGGGUCUUGAAUUUUUGAAGUACAAGGUUAGUAACCUCGAAGGCAGCGUGGAGUACAAGCAGAGCGUCGUUGUCGAUGUUACAGCGCUGUUAUAUGGGAUAGAGGUGCUGAAGCGGUGGAUACAUGAUAAAACCCAUGUAAUUAUGAUACCACUGCACGCAAUAAACAGCCUGGAUGUGUUCAAGGGGAUGGGUGAUGACGAUAUCCAGUACAGAUCCCGCAAUGCAUCUGCGUUUAUCGAAAAGGAGUUGAAGAAGCAGACGAUAAAGCUGCAGGAGUCUAUCCCACUCACCAGCAACCACUACACAAACAUAAUAAAUUCACUUAAACUGACUUCAAACGCGUCCAAGCUGGUCGUCGUUGGUACUGGCGCGGACGUGGACAGACUCAAUACAGAUGAAAUCACACAGCACACGCAGCAAUCUGGCUACGACGUCGACUUGCUUUUGCCUGCAGAAAUUGAAGAUGCUGCACUGUGGUCAAAACAGAGGAAAUUGAAAUAUUUGAAUAAAAGUAAGAAGAAGUAA